UUCACACAAGAACAGGCUGACACCCUACACAUCUUUAAUAGUCUCUCUGUAAUGUCAAAUGUGUCAGAUUCUUACUCCAAUAACACUGAUGUAUUGUUGUAUCAGAGUUUACUGGAAAGAGUGGUCCUCUGUGGUUUUUCCACGGUUCCAGCCUGUGUGUUUCUCUGCAUUAAUGGGACCAUGUUAUUUACUCUAAGAAGUAAACCAGUGUUUCGUGACACCUGCCGUUAUAUUCUUCUGUAUAACCUCCUACUUGCAGACACUGCUCAGCUGGUAGUGAGUCAGCUUCUGUUUCUACUUGCUGUUUGUAGAGUAAGACUGACAUAUCCUGCAUGUGGUACCAUCGCUACAAUUGCCAAUCUCACAGGAGGAAUCUCUCCUCUCACACUGGUAGUGAUGUCACUGGAGAGAUAUGUAGCUGUGUGCUUCCCACUGAGGCAUGCCUCCAUCAUCACUACCAGAAACACAGCAGUGGCUAUUAUCGCAAGCUGGGCUAUUAGUUCCAUUAACAAUUUAACUCGGGGUCUUUUUUUAUUGGAAUAUUCUUUUGAAAAUAUGAGUAACCUCCUGAUGAAAGACUAUUGUUAUGACAUUACUUGGUUUCCAAGUACUCAGCGAGAUAACUAUGAUAAAGCCUACAUUUGUUUUGUAUUUGUUUCAGCUGGUUUGGCAGUAAUUUAUUCCUACACUGGAGUUGUAGUAGCAGCCAGAUCAGCUUCUACAGACAAAGCAUCAGCUCAUAAGGCCCGUAAGACACUGCUACUACAUCUGAUACAGCUAGGUCUCAGUCUGUCCUCAAUGAUAUAUCACACUCUGCUCAUAGCUCUUGCAAGAACUGUUUCACGAUUAGUUUUUGUAUGGGUCCAGGAUGUUUUUUAUGUGUUAUUUAUCAUUUUACCCAGAUGUCUGAGUUCACUACUUUAUGGUCUGAGAGAUCAGACCAUCAGACCUGUGCUACUGCAUUAUCUGUGUUGUCACUUCAGAUUCCCAGUUGAACCUGGCCUUGGCUGAAAAAAAAAUUGCUUGUGCAUUUUUGCUGGAGUAUGAAAAAAAUGUAAACAUCAAAGCAGUAUAUGAUGGCAUUGCUUGAAAUCAAUUAAGCAUUGUGUUAAAAUAUCAAUCCU
Molecule: messenger RNA, 1124 nt
Organism: Nothobranchius furzeri (turquoise killifish)
Lineage: Eukaryota; Metazoa; Chordata; Actinopteri; Cyprinodontiformes; Nothobranchiidae
Source: RefSeq, a predicted model, not a curated record